Sinocyclocheilus grahami is the source of this 810-nucleotide messenger RNA. RefSeq names its product endonuclease domain-containing 1 protein-like. Lineage: Eukaryota; Metazoa; Chordata; Actinopteri; Cypriniformes; Cyprinidae. The transcript is spliced from 3 exons. Bases 1 to 810 code for a protein of 269 amino acids. The record is from RefSeq and is a predicted model, not a curated record. Gene Ontology annotation, molecular function: nucleic acid binding; hydrolase activity; metal ion binding.
AUGGGCAGCCAUUUGCUCCAGAGCCCCGGGGAGAAGUUGGGGCUUCGGUGCCUUGCUCAAGGGCACCUCAGUUGUGGUAUUGAGGAUGCAUCUGACUCUCUAGGCCACGACUGCCCACCACUCCCAAUUGUGAGAAAAAAAAAAUGCAACAAUAUCAACCGGUUUGCAACACUGUAUGAUACAACAAAGAAGAUCCCUGUUUUCUCAGCUUACCAAUAUAUCAGAAUAAAAAAAUACGAAAGCCAAAAAAAGACUCAUUGGAAGAUCGAAUCGCAGCUUGAACCUUCAAGUUAUGAAAUCAGUGUGCCGUUCAUCAAUCAGGCUAGCAGGGGUGACUACUACAGUGACACUCAAAACUUGAGUCCCGGUCAUCUAUUUCCAGUAUGUCACGCAGCUGAUAAAGAAACUGCUGAAUCCACAUUCACACUCACCAAUAGCGUGCCACAGAGGAACAACAUAAGGAACGGCAGCUGGAAACGCAUGGAACAGCAAACUAGAGAAAUCAUGGACAAUUACUGUCGUGACCAAAAAAACAACAACAGAAUCUCAGCCUACGUGCUGGUAGGAGCUAAACCUGGCAACAAUAUUCUGAAUGAAAGAGUGAACAUUCCUUCUGACAUGUGGAUGGCGUUUUGCUGCUACAACAGUACAGGAAGUUCAUGGGUCUCCCAAGCUUAUUGGGCAACAAAUGGAGAUAAUGAUCAUGGUGAAAAUAUUAUACUCAAGAGCCUGAAUAAAUUGCAGAUAUUUUUGAAUACAUGGAAUAGACAAGUUAAGUUGUUUUACAAAGACUGUAAUUUUGACAUCUGA